AUGGAGGUCCAUUUGCCUAGUUUGCCGUUGAUGGAAAUCUUCUCCUAUCUGGAUGCCUACAGUUUGCUACAGGCUGCCCAAGUGAACAAGAACUGGAAUGAACUUGCAAGCAGUGAUGUCCUGUGGAGACGAGGCUGGCGGCAAAUUCAAGAUCUUCUGUUUGCCUUCAAACCUUAUGGAUAUGCAUGUUAUAUCUCAGGGCGUGGCAUAACAAGAAAGAGACAAGACAAGUCUGUUGUCUGUAUGGUGAGUUCCAAGAACACGAUUUCCACCUGGGAUAUUCACAAGAGCAUUAUAACCUGGGUAAGCCCAGUACAGCCAGCAAGUAUCAAGCUGUUGACUACCCUCCCUGAGAUGCACAUUGCGGUCACUGUAGAUAUUCAAUCAACUAUCAAACUGUGGGACUGUCACAACAGGGAAGCUCUGGCGACUAGCAACCUGGAAUCUCCAUGCAAAUCACUGAAAGCUGUCAUUACCAAGGAUGACCCGAUUGUCUUGGCAGGCGAUACCUUGGGUAACCUGUACAUCUUUAGAAUCCCAGAUUUACACCUCAUUUCUGCAGUCAAUGUACUGCCAUGUGAUAUUGAUGAAAUCUACUGCUCUCCUCAGAAGAAAUGGGUCUUACUGAGUAAGAAACAGUCAUAUAUUUUGCCAAAGGUGUUUUACAUGAGCAGCCUACUGAGGAGAUCAGAAUUCUCUGCCCCUGUGUCUACCCUUCUGGAAUUUUCCUUAUGCCAAGAAGCCUUCUGGACCCCAAGAAGGGAAGACAGGAUAACCCUGAUGUCCAGAAGUGAUAUCUCCAAAAUCACAAAGUUUAAAACAUAUGAUUUGAAGCUGGAAGAGUUUGGGAACAAAAUUAUUGUUAAAGGAAAUUCGAUAGCAGGCUUUUUGUUGCCAUAUUACAAGGAAACCCCGAACUGGUUUGGAGUCAGUGAUAAGGACACGAUUGUUUGUUCAACUGAAUUCUCUCUCUUGCUCUUUACCAAUAACGGUCACCGUCUGCAGACAUUUCAGUACUUCCCAGAAAUGAUCAUGAGACUCUGUGUGGAUCCCGUUCAUGUCAUCAUCACCUGUAAUGAUGGCUCUAUGGAUGUGUACGCAUGGGAGGAGAGAAGCCUGCUGCUCAGGAAGUGUUAUCGACUGCAAAACAGGAGACAUUUGCCACCAUACAGCUUCAUUAACAAAACGCUAUGUGAUGAUGUGAGCAUAAUUCAGUUGAUGAUAGAUGGUCACGGCCCCUGGUUUCUGAUGGCAUAUGCCUUGAAUAUCUGCUCUUGA
Molecule: messenger RNA, 1278 nt
Organism: Mus caroli (Ryukyu mouse)
Lineage: Eukaryota; Metazoa; Chordata; Mammalia; Rodentia; Muridae
Source: RefSeq, a predicted model, not a curated record